GGUAAGGCUUCAAUUAAUCAAGACAAUUAAAAACCAAAUCCCACUCGCAAUUAUAAAGCGCGUGUAAUUAAUCACGAAUAAUAAGGACUUCACAAAAACAGCACUUUCUCAUUAGUCAUUCUCCCUUCCCAAAUUCUUUCUCUCUCCUAUUCUCCCUCUUUCUCUCUCUUCUCUCUAAUUAUCCAUCACUCACUGCGAAAGAACUCCGCCAAAAAACUUGCUGUAACAAACUAACAAACCCAUUUCAUUGACUUCUCAUUUCAGAUCAUUCAAUUCUUCUUUCCCUUUUCUUUCCCAUUUUUUUCCCAUUUUUUCGGUGUUCUUAAUCUUGAAUUCUUGUGUCUUGUAAUGGAGGAUCGCCGGAAACAGAAGCCCCAGAGAAAACAAACAGUUCUUUACGGGUAAAUGUAUGUCCCGAAUUCUGAUUCUACACGACAAAUAACGGAAAAAAACAACCCCAUUUGCGUAGUUUGUUAUUUGUGUGGAAAAUGUCGGCGACAGGGGAGAAUACGGGGGAUGAAGCAACGGCGAAAGCCGUGCAUAAAAGGUAUGAAAGUCUUCUAACGGUGCGUAACAAGGCUGUAAGAGGUAAAGGGGCUUGGUAUUGGGCUCAUUUAGAACCAUUGUUGGUUCAUAACGCCGACAACGGUCUUCCUAAGGCGGUUAAAUUGAAGUGUUGUUUAUGUGAUACCAUGUUUAGUGCUUCUAAUCCUUCUAGAACCGCUUCUGAACAUCUUAAGAGGGGUACAUGUCCUAAUUUUAGCUCUCCUACCACUCCUAGACCUUUGUCUUCUGUUUCUCCUCCUCCCCUUGUCGAUUCUCAGUCUCUUUCUUCUGGAGGUGUUGUUGUUCCUUGUGGUCCUACUAUUACUUCCACUAGUACUAUGCCUUCUACUAUUGUUAGUCCUGGUAGUAAUACUAAUACUACUACUCCCACUCCUCCGCAAUUUAACCACCGUAAGAGAAGCUCCUCGAGUUCUGGUGGUGGUGAAGUUGGUGGUGGAAGUGGUGGGACUACUCCUAACACCAAUUCGAACGCUAUAGGUGCUGCUAAUGCUUCAUAUGUGGCUCCUAUUAGUGUAAUUGACCCGUCUAGGUAUUGCUCUGAGAUGGGUUUUUCAGGUGGUAGUGGUGCAUUGGUGGUUCAUCAACCUAACCAACAACAACCACAACAUCAUCAUCUUAUUGUUAAUCAAAAUUUGGCUACCAGGGGUGGUGGUGGUGGUGGAGGAGGAGGAGGAGGAGGAGGAGGAGGAGGAAGAAGAGGGGAUGAUUUGUCUGAUGCUCGAGGUAUGUUUGAGGACAGUAUAAAAAGAUUGAAGAGUCCUAAAGCAUCACCUGGACCUUCUUUAAGCAAGUGUCAAGUAGAUUGUGCUCUUGAUUAUUUGAGUGAUUGGGUGUAUGAAUCAUGUGGGUCUGUGUCAUUUUCAAGCUUAGAGCAUCCUAAGUUUAAGGCCUUCCUUAAUCAAGUGGGUGUCCCUGAGGCUUCUAAGAGGGAAUUUUGUGGGUCUAGGUUGGAUUCUAGGUACGAGGAAGUCAGGAAUGAGUCUGAGGUUAGAAUUAGAGAUGCUAUGUUCUUCCAAAUUGCUUCUGAUGGAUGGAAAUCCAAGGGUGGUUUUGAGGAAAAUCUGGUAAAUUUGACUGUUAAUUUGCCCAAUGGUACCAGUGUUUAUAGGAGGGCUGUAUUUACUGGUGGGCAGGUUCCUUGUAAGUAUGCUGAAGAAGUGAUUUGGGAAACAAUGGCAGACAUUUGUGGCAAUGGUCUACAGCGGUGUGUAGGUGUAGUAGCUGAUAAGUUUAAGAGUUCAGCAUUGAAGAAUUUAGAGGUUCAGAAUCAAUGGAUGAUUAAUCUUUCUUGUCAGUAUCAAGCCUUUAACAGUUUGAUCAAGGAUUUUUAUAGGGAGCUACCUUUGUUUAAGAAUGUUGCUGAGAAUUGUUUUAAGCUCGCAAAUUUUCUGAAUAACAAAACCCAGGUGCGGAAUAGCUUCCACAAGCACCAAUUAAGAGAGUAUGGUCUUGCUUGUUUACUUCGAGUUCCUACGAAAGAGCACGAAAUUUUUAAUUUCGAGCCUGUUUAUGGUUUGAUUGAAGACAUAAUGAGCUCAGCGCGAGUGCUGCAACUGGUACUCUUAGAUGAAUCAUACAAGAUAAUAUCAAUGGAGGACCCGGUUGCUAGAGAAUUUGGGGAGAUGAUUCGGGAUGUAGGGUUUUGGAAUGACUUAGACGCGGUGCGCUCAUUGGUAAAAUUGGUGAAAGAAAUGACUCAUGAAUUUGAAACUGAUAGGCCUUUAGUUGGGCAAUGCCUUCAUUUGUGGGAAGAGGUUAGGACUAAGAUGAAAGAUUGGUGUGCUAAGUUCCACAUUGCUGAAGAGCCUAUUGACAAGAUGAUUGAACGACGGUUCAGGAAGAACUAUCACCCAGCUUGGGCGGCUGCAUAUAUACUCGACCCUCUUUAUUUGAUAAGGGACAGCAGUGGGAAAUACCUUCCACCAUUCAAGUACCUUACACCUGAGCAAGAAAAGGAUGUUGACAAGCUCAUAACUCGACUUGUUUCGAGGGAGGAAGCACACAUUGCAUUAAUGGAAUUAAUGAAAUGGAGGACAGAAGGACUCGAUCCUGUUUAUGCACAAGCUGUACAGGUGAAGCAGAGAGAUCCUAUAACUGGAAAGAUGAAGAUUGCCAAUCCUCAUGGUAGUAGGCUUGUUUGGGAAACUUAUCUUCCUGAGUUCAAAUCACUAGGGAAGGUUGCCCUGAGGCUUAUCUUCCUUCAUGCCACAGCUCGCAGUUUUAAAUUCAAUUCUUCAUUGCUGAAAUGGGUUCAAACCCAUGGUCGUUCAAGGUUCGGUAUGGAUAGAGCACAAAAGAUGAUUUUCAUAGCUGCUCAUUUGAAGCUUGAGCGACGGGAUUUCACAAGUGAGGAAGAUAAGGAUGAGGAGCUUUUUGCUUCUGCAACCGUAACUGCAGCCUCAGAAGACGAAACUGUUGUACUCGAAAGGCCUCCUUAGUCCUAACACCAAAGUUGCAAUUCUUUCCAUGUAGUAGAUCCCAGAAUAUAGUUCAGCAUAAAUAAACGGUAACUUCUCGAUUCCCUUGUCUAUCAAAGACACGGCUAUAUCUUGUGAGGUGUAGCAAUAGAUACGAGAGCAAAAAAAAAAAAACAUUCUUUUUAGCUGGAGUUGCACUUGUCUUUUGAGUCUGCUCAACCCCACCAUAAAAGAAGGGGGAGUCUUUUUUGAACCUUUGGUGGUUGCUGCGAUUCAGCAAAAAAACCCGAAAAAACCCAAAAAAAAGUUAAUUUUGGGGUCGUAUUGUAUCAAAUCAAAUCAAGCUUAAGCUGAUAAUGUUCAUGUUAAAGACAGAUUGCUGCUCACUGUGAGGACCCCAAAACGACAGAAUGACUCUAUUGUGAAGAAACAAACAGAAGAAAAGGCGAUAGAGAUUUCGCAAAUUUGAUUUGAAUGUCAAGAUUUGGCGAUAUUAAUUUGAUAAUUUUGCAGGAUUAGACAGUCGUAGUAGUCAUCAACUCAGUAUCUCGCACAGGUCGUUAGAGAGAAUUAGUCGAUAAUCCAUACUCCUAUUAGAGUAGACAUUUUAGACUUUGUACAUUAGCUUCCAUUUUAAGUUUGCAACUUUUUAGUCCUUUCCUUUUUAUUAUUCAACUUUAUGUCAAUAUUAUUGAUCAUCUUCAUUCUUUGUUAGCUAAAGGUUCUCUGUUGACAUCUUUUUUGGAUUGAUUAUUUUGGUCUGAUGUCAAUGUAAUUCUGUUUUUCUGGGUUGUGUGUUGUUGGUUUAUAAAGAAAGAGAGAAAGAUUUAUGCUUUAACUUCAAUUUUAUUCAAUCAUGUAUCAUUUCUGAUACUGUUGCUUUCAGCACACCUGAUGCUUUGAAAUUUGAAGAAUGUUUGGUGGGUCCCAUUUUGGAAUAUUGUAGUAGUAUCAAGUAUCAACUGCUCUGUCUCUCAAAUUCUCUGGACUUGUAAAACAGGAAUUCCUUUGAAUUUUGUGAAAUGGGAUUUUUUUGUCUUUAUAAUAUUUAUAAAAUAUUUUGGGGACAUUAGGCCCUAAUAUUAGAUCCAAAUAGUCAAGUCUACGCAAAAACUUAUUCAAAAAUUCAGCUCGUCCAAUAUGAGAUUGCCAUAUUAUGAGACGCGUUUAUAUUAUUAGCUUAUUUUUCUAAUUUAUUACUUUAAA
Messenger RNA from Amaranthus tricolor (Joseph's coat), 4190 nucleotides. RefSeq lists its product as uncharacterized. The transcript has 2 exons. The coding region runs from base 489 to 3005 and encodes 838 amino acids. The record is from RefSeq and is a predicted model, not a curated record. Lineage: Eukaryota; Viridiplantae; Streptophyta; Magnoliopsida; Caryophyllales; Amaranthaceae.